AUGGAAAAACUUAUCUUUGCAUUAGUUACAGCAGCCCGCAAGCUCAAACCGUACUUCCAAGCUCAUACGGUAAACGUCCUGACUGACAAGCCCUUACGGCUGGCAAUGAGCAAUCCCGAGGCUGCGGGUCGAUUGGCGUUAUGGGCUAUAGAACUGAGCGAAUUUGAUAUUCAGUACCACCCACGGACCGCCAUCAAGGGGCAGAUCGUCGCCGACUUUAUAGCUAAAUUCACUCAUGACGAAGACAAGGGGGUAGCAGAGACGACGGCAAGAACACCCACAGGAAAGACACCGUUCCGACUGACAUACGGAGGUGAAGCAGUCAUCCCGGCCGAAGUUGGGCUCACAAGCUACAGGGUGCACAACCAUGAUGAGAACAAAAACGACGAGGCUAUGCGACUACAGCUCGACCUAGUGGACGAGAUUAGAGCAGCAACAGAACAAAAGCUUGCUAGGUACCAGGACCGCAUGGCCAAACACUACAACUCUCAGGUCCAACAUAGAGACUUCGAAGUUGGAGACCUUGUUCUUAGAAAGGUCAUGGGCGCCGCUAGGGACCCUACCUAA
This is a messenger RNA of Quercus lobata, 567 nucleotides long. RefSeq lists its product as uncharacterized. Lineage: Eukaryota; Viridiplantae; Streptophyta; Magnoliopsida; Fagales; Fagaceae. The record is from RefSeq and is a predicted model, not a curated record. The transcript is spliced from 2 exons. Bases 1 to 567 code for a protein of 188 amino acids.